Molecule: messenger RNA, 1041 nt
Organism: Nicotiana tabacum (common tobacco)
Lineage: Eukaryota; Viridiplantae; Streptophyta; Magnoliopsida; Solanales; Solanaceae
Product: large ribosomal subunit protein bL19c
Biological process (GO): translation
Cellular component (GO): ribosome
Molecular function (GO): structural constituent of ribosome
Source: RefSeq, a predicted model, not a curated record
GGCUUAGAGGAAAUAUCCGAAGACCCAGAUAAGCAAAACGCAAAGACAGAGAUUUCUGCAGAUAACAUCGUUAAUAGGAUAAGGCGUUCUUCCUUCCCCUUUUCACCAUUCACUACUGUAACCCAUCUUUCUCCUCCAUUUCCAUGAAUUCUACCUCCUUCAUUUCUUAACAUUAACAGAAAGAACCCUAAAUUACCUCACUUCUCAUACCAGAAAAUGGGUUCCGUUGUUCUCCCUCAGGCAUUAUUUGUAGUUCCAAGAAAUCUCACAACAUGUACACCAAAGAAGCUAGCUUUUUCAGCCUGUGUUUCUCGUAGACCCUCUCAGUUGAAUUUGUCAUUGUUUUCACACAAUUCAAUGGGGUUAAGUUCAAAGUGGGAAAGUCGUUCUUUUGUUGUUAGAGCUGAAGCUGAAGCUGAUUCUCAAGGGGAACCAGAAGCUGCUGAGACUGAGGAAGCUGCCACAGCAGAAACAGCAGUUGCAACUGAGGAAAGGCCACCAUUUAGGCCGAGAGCUAAGCUUGGAGAUAUAAUGGGGAUAUUGAAUAAGCAAGCAAUUGAGGCGUCAGAUGCUGUAAGGCCUAUACCAGACAUUAGGACUGGUGAUGUUGUUGAGAUCAAAUUGGAAGUCCCAGAGAAUAGGAGGAGGUUGUCUAUUUAUAAAGGUAUAGUCAUUUCAAAACAAAAUGCUGGUAUUCACACUACAAUUCGCAUUCGGAGGAUCAUUGCUGGCAUUGGAGUUGAAAUAGUGUUCCCAGUGUAUUCACCAAAUAUCAAGGAACUCAAAGUAGUUAAGCACCGGAAAGUCAGGCGGGCAAGAUUGUACUAUUUGCGUGACAAACUCCCUCGGCUCUCUACUUUCAAAUGAGAAUCCUUUAGUUUGGCCUCUUUCUACUGUCCUUUUCCUUCAUAAUUUUGUUCCUUUUCUUUAUUGGAAGUCUACGUAAGUGUAAUUUACAUCAAACAUUCGUAAAUAGGUUGUUUCAUUUUUGCUUAAUUUUUCUCCAAUCUAUUGAAACUUUUUCGACAUACUCCUUUUCAA